This is a messenger RNA of Pisolithus orientalis, 597 nucleotides long. RefSeq lists its product as uncharacterized. Lineage: Eukaryota; Fungi; Basidiomycota; Agaricomycetes; Boletales; Pisolithaceae. The record is from RefSeq and is a predicted model, not a curated record. Bases 111 to 461 code for a protein of 116 amino acids. The transcript has a single exon.
ACAGUAUGUAGUAUACUUGUCACCCUCCAUCUGUUCUCAAGACCCCAUCCUUAUCCCCUCAUUUAGUACUUGGACUGAUCUUAUGGCUAUCUAGAUACUAACAUCUUGUCAUGAGCCACAUCCUUGCACUUACGACUGUACUCUUGGCAGUACUAUUUUGUAACCUCAUUGGACAUCUACAUCGUCCAUUAUUAUAUAUGCUACGUUCGCGUUUGCGUAGCUUUAAGUUCAUAUGUAAUGGGGUGCUUGACAAUGUGCGCCUGCUUGAUUCGACCGCCCGCCCGAGCCGUUCAUUAACUUGGUUGCGUAUCUUAACUCUUGACUCUUCAGCCACAGUAGUCGCAGUAGCAUUUCAUCCAAAGCGAAGCUAUCAUACAAGCCGAUCGUCCCUGCGACCCACCUGGUCCGCUACUAUCCUGUCGUACUCAUAUAGUAUCUUCAGCGUCCACGGCGCCUUCUAGGACGAUUCAAGAGGUUUCAUCAACACUAAGCGCCAUACCAGUCUUCAACGCAUGACCAAAGCCUACUCGGAUUCGCUCAGCAUUUCGGCAUAAAUGAAGGUCACGACGACGUGGUCCAGCAUGUGACGAAGCGACU